AUGAAUCGUGUAAUAUUGAACCCGCCAUCGGCGACCGCGUCGCGACUCAUACGCAAAUCACUGAGGAGCGAUCGGGUGUUCGUCUGUCAUCAGUGCUGCAGAUCGUAUCAGACAAAGUACAACCUGAUGAAGCACGUAAGAUUCGAAUGCGGCGGCCGGAAGCAUUUCGCUUGCACCCUGUGUCCUUCUAGGUACACGCAGAACGGAAAGCUGCGCCAGCACAUGCUGAACAGCCACAACAUCUUUAUGCCGCCGCGAAUGAAACUGAUUCUCAAGCCGGCUGCAGAAUAUCUAUACUCGAAGACGGUACGAUUUGCCAGACUGAUCGCUCCGACGUCAACCACUGGACUCCGUUUUUACACGAGCUUCCAUCCUCGGGAAACGAUCUACGGCCGAAAAGCGCACGCCGCACCCACGAAGAUCGGCAAACCAAAAACGAGCGCGAAGUGCCCGGGCAACGGCGAAAAUCAGGCACUUCAGUGUUCCGCCUGCGGCAAGAGAUACUCCUUGAAGCACAACCUAGCAAGACACGUGCGCUUCGAGUGCGGCGGUCAACGUAGGUUCUCCUGCCAUCUCUGCCCGAACAAGUACACGCAGAACGUCAGUCUGCGGAGGCAUCUGACGCAUCAUCACAAUGUCGUCGUGCCCGUGAAGAAGAGGUACAACGGCAUGAAGAUCUGCAACCGCGCCGCGUACCAAAUUGUUAUCUUCGAGUUGAACGGAGAACGUAGAACUUUGGACCCGUGGAAGCAACGUGAACCAGGUUACUCCUCGACCCGCUUCACCUGCGAGCGAUGCAAGCGCAGCUACACGAUGCUCUGCAAUCUGCGCAGGCACAUGAGAUGGGAGUGCGGCGGGAAACGUCAGUUCCCGUGCAACGAGUGCAACUACAGUUUUACCCAGAAAACGAGUCUGCAGCGGCAUUUGAUGAGCCGGCACUUGACGAGCGCGGUUCAUAAGCCAGAAAAAUCGAUAUGGUUUUAG
This is a messenger RNA of Linepithema humile (Argentine ant), 984 nucleotides long. Lineage: Eukaryota; Metazoa; Arthropoda; Insecta; Hymenoptera; Formicidae. The record is from RefSeq and is a predicted model, not a curated record.